Molecule: messenger RNA, 612 nt
Organism: Amoebophrya sp. A120
Lineage: Eukaryota; Dinophyceae; Syndiniales; Amoebophryaceae
Source: the annotation of a GenBank genome assembly
AGCGUUGGCGGGCGCAACAAGACACGGAGGUAGUUCUGAGAUUGCGGAAGCAAGCUGUGGGCAGCAGUUGGCUCCAAGGCGUGAACAGAAAAAACAGAAACAUGAUGGCGAUGAUGAUGAUGAUGAUGAUGAUGAUGCAAAGGAAUGAUGGAAAGGAAAAGAGUCGUCGUGUAAUCCCUGCGUGCUCGAAACCCCAAGCGCCUGGCAAGCAAAAGAGUGUCAGUUGUUGUGUCGUUUUCCCCGUAUUGCCGCCCUCUUCUCGUCUUUCGCGUCUCUGUGUUGUUCUCUUCUCGUGUGUCUCGUGUUUUGGUUAGCGCUAGCGCCGCUUCGGUUGUCUUCGCCCCUAAGGCUACCAGCUCUGCUCCCACCCGCAACUGGUUUUCGGUGUGACCUGACCCCGACGAAACAAGGCUCCGUUGCGGGGUAAUCGGAUUGUAGGAUGCCCAAAAUGAGCCGGGGCCCUAUCUUUGACACUGUCGAGCGGUGCACAUCAUAGCACGACCUCCCUAUUGUCUGUACUGCCCGGCUCGGUUGUUCCUGUCUUAGGUCUGCUCGGGGACGCUUGGGCCUCUAAUACCCCAGUCCGAGACUUGCAAGGUCCCAAAAACCUGG